Molecule: messenger RNA, 15055 nt
Organism: Penaeus indicus
Lineage: Eukaryota; Metazoa; Arthropoda; Malacostraca; Decapoda; Penaeidae
Product: dynein axonemal heavy chain 5-like
Exons: 91
Biological process (GO): microtubule-based movement
Cellular component (GO): axonemal dynein complex
Molecular function (GO): dynein intermediate chain binding; dynein light intermediate chain binding; minus-end-directed microtubule motor activity
Source: RefSeq, a predicted model, not a curated record
ACCAAUACAAAAAGGUUUAAUGCAUAUAUUAUAGUUGAUCUGUAUACCAGUGUUGGUUGUGACAUCAAGAGGACACGGUAUACUAAGGAAAUUUCUGGGACCCACGUUUAUUAUGCAUGUAACAUUUCAGCUCUGCAGUGUCAUGGAUUGUAUGAGAAGCGUCGGGAGGAGCAGGAGCGCCGUGCUAGGCGAGGCGACACCGACCCUCGUUAUGAGUACAUCUUCCAGGUGCUGUCGGCGUGCACGGGCCUCGCCAAGCACCAGGUUAUGGAUCACGUCUUUGAGGAGAAUUUGCUUGAAGAAAUCAGCAAGUUCUUGAUGCCGGGUCAGUACAACAAUAUGAUCUGGUUUUAUCAAGAGAGCGAAGAAACUCCGGACGUCAGCUUGGUUGAGGAAGAGGUCAAUGAAGACAAACCCCCGCCCUCACCCCUCCUGCCUCAGCCGACGACUGAAGCCUCCCGCCGCAGCAGCACGGUGAGCGGGCCGCCCGACCGCCAGGACUCGCGGAGGAACUCGACGGCCACAGACCAGACUGACGAAGGAGAGGCAGCCGAAUCUGAGCCGUCUCGUCACAUGCGGCUUUUCCUCGCCAAGCCGGGAACCACUCCGCUGACCGGCGUGUGCGUGUGUAUGGUGAGGACGAACCCGCAGAGGAAGAUCGUAGAUUAUGAGGUGAACUUCCUUCUGAUCAAGACCGGCGACGACCCGGCCAUCCUGCUUCGCUCGGUACAGAAGCUCCUGAGUAAGAUCUUCGUGCCGGCGGUCAGGGUCAAUCCGUCUGACCUCGACACCUCGGCCAGCGGGGUCAGUGCCAGGGACCACCUCCUGGCUGGGCUCAGGUCAUUCGCUUCUUGUCUUCAUGUGUCAAAAUCCAUCAUGGCGGAGCGAGUGGUCUUGGCGCCACCUGAGGAGAGGUUAGACGAAGUGAGGACACUCUCGGACGCCCAGAUGGUCCUCACUCAGCCAGACCAAGUGCAGGCCAUCGAGAGGACGGUGCUUAUGUGGCUCAAGCAGAUAGAAUCGGUCCUGAUCGAGAUGGAGCAGCUGCGGCAGGAGACAGACGACGCGGGCCCUCAGGACGAGCUGGAGUACUGGAAGCGAAGGAUGGCCAAGUUCAAGUACCUGUCGGAGGAAAUGGAAACGCCACAGGUACGAGGGUCCGUCCUAGUGCUUCAGCUCGCGAGAUCCAAGGUGCUCAAGGCCUGGAAAGAGACAGAUGCCAGAGUGACCCAAAAUUUAGCCGAAGCCAAAGACAACGUCAAGUUUGUCUAUGCUAUUGAGGAGUAUUGCCACCCGCUGUAUCUUCAUGAUCCGCCUGGGAUGACGCCUUACAUAAUGAUGCUCUUCAACACAGUCAGAAUGAUACACUCGAUCUCAAGGUACUACAACACGUCCGAGAAACUGUCAGCUCUUUUGAUUAAGAUCACGAACCAGAUGAUAAGGUCAUGUCAAGUCUACGUGUCAUGUCAAGGCCUCGAGACGAUCUGGUCCCAGCCGCGCAAGGACGUACGGGAGAAGAUCCAACACUGUUUGAAACUUAGCGCCACUUAUCGGAAUGCUUACCAAAAGACUAAGGAAAAACUGGAAUCCAUCCCUGGCGAGAAGCCGUUCAGCUUCAGCGAGCAAUACGUCUUCGGCAAGUUUGAAGCCUUCUGCUGCCGCCUCACCAACAUCCUGGGCCUUUUCGACGACAUUGACAAAUUCUCUGCAUUCUUCGAGGGACGAGCUGAGUCCUUGCUUCCUAUGGAGACCGGCCUUCGCGAUAUCCUGAAGUCGUGGCAGGAGAUGUGCACGGAGAUCUCGCGAAAACCCUACGACUACCUGGACUACCGAGACCAUCGCUUCGACAACGACCUGGAGGUUUUUGCGGCCAGCGUGAGGGAACUCCUUCGCAGGAUACACACGAUGGUCGAGAAGGAACACGAGGAGAUAUGGGAGACGCCCAUGGCUAAUAAGAUGCUCGCUAGGUUUGAAAGAAUAGCAGAGGUGGUUCCUAACUUGGACGUGGAAGGAAAACUGAAACGAAUUCUAGCGCGCUUCCACCAAGAGCUCGAGAAAGUGACGCGAAUGUACAACAAACAGUGUGAAAAUCCCCCGCAGCUCAGAGGCCUCCCACCUGUAGCAGGAAAAAUCCAGUGGGCCCGGAGUUUGUUCCUCCACCUCGAGGAGCCGAUGAUGUUCUUCAAGGACCACCCGGUGCUCCUGAAGCUCCCCGAAGGCAAAGAGGCCGUCAGGAAGUACAACCGCAUCGGCAGGACCCUCGUUCAGUACGAGCUCGCUUACUACGAUGCGUGGAGGAAGCAGAGUAUCAGCGACAUCCAAAAGUCCCUCCGAUGCACUCUCGUCGUCCAGCGUCCAGACACCGAGGAACUCUACGUCAACUGGGACCCGAGAAUCUCCACGCUGCUGCACGAGGCGACGAAGAUCCAGCAGCUGGGAUUCGAGGUUCCUUACAUGACUCAGCUGCUCUUAAACAGGGCCCCUCUCCUCCUUAAGAAGCGAGAUAUGGUGAAGCACCUUCUGGACGAACAUGAACGCGUGCUGUCAAAAGUGAACCCGACCGUGGCUCCUCUGCUGGUACCUCACGUCACGAAGCUGAAAGAAGCACUCGAUCCCCUUCUCACGACGCUCACUUGGUCGUCUAUACAAGCUCAUAGUUUCUUCGAACAGGGAUUUGCGGCGAUACAAACCUUUCAGAUACUUAUUGACAGGGUCAAUGACAUCCUCCAACACCGCAUGGAGGGUGUGCUGGCUGCCAUGACUGGAGUUCGUCUUUACAUCCUCCCAGACACGAGUCCCUGGACCUUAGAUCUGUUCGUUCAUAAUACUUGGCUCACCUGUUGUCAAGCCGCCCAGAACCACUCCCAGGAUAACAUUACUUUAGACAGGAUAUUUGGGUACGACGGGAGGUAUCAUGAUGGUCACUUGAGCACGCAGUUCUUGUUCCCCUUGGAGUUAAACAGCCGAAGCAGAGUGGUCGAAGACGCUGUGCUGGAGUUGAUCGACCUCGUCCUGAUGGGGGUCGAGAGCGGAACUGAAGGUCAAGGUCAGCACACGUUCCUCACCAUUGAUGAUCUUGAGGAUGCUGGUGACCUUGAUGAUUCGCGGUCAGUGUCAUCCGCGGGGGGGUCAUCGCGCAGGAGCCCCGUCCCUGUGGCCGAAGGAGGCUUUUCGUCCGUGCUCGAGCUGCCCACGAGGCCUCUCACGCCCCGGGAGAAGGCAGCGCGGAAGAAGAAGGAAACCAGGGAGAAAGUGGAAGCAGCUGCGAGGGACUUACGUAAGACUUACCAUCGGCGCGUGCUGGACGUUCUGGUGAAGUCCGUUCGUGGUGCCCUGGACUCCAUACGAAAGCAUACGAGUGUGACGGCCAACCGCUCACAGGGCGAAAUGAGCAACCGCGGACACGCCGCAAGUGAGCUGGAAACCGGCCUGAACGUUCCUCUGGUGGAGCUAAGUGCGUCCCUGGUGUCCCCGGGUGUCCAGGUGUCCCCGAGCCUCGAGGAAGUGCAGGAAACCAUUAAUAAGGUGGCCAAAAUCAUCCUCUCGACGGCCAAAGGAGUCUCGCAGUGGGUUCGCUGUCGUAAGGAGGAUGCCGGGGAACCACAGCGCGCCGAACUGACUCCGUCCGCGCGCCGUCGGGCGUGGAGGAACCGCAGUGAUGUCAUGGAAGUCCCCGCGAUGUCCAAGAACUACUACACGCACGUCCUCGAGAGUAAAGAUGUCUCGAAGGUCAUGAGCCACAUGGCCAACUCGUUCCAGGCGACGAAGAACGAAGUCCACCACACAUUUGCCUCGUGGGACAGAUAUCACCAUCUGUGGCGAACGGAAAAGGAGCAGGCCAUCCGGGACUUUACGAGCCACUCCCCCUCGUUGCAGGAUUACGAUAAGAAACUCACGAGCUUCGUUAACUUGGAUAAGCAGAUACGCCUGGAGCCUGCUCGGUAUCGCGUGGGGGCGCUGGCUAUUAGCACGGACAACCUCAAGAGCGCCCUCGUGAAGGAAACCUCCCUAUGGGUCGACAAGUACGGUGAGUCCCUGAAGACGACCUACAUGAAGGAGAUGGAGCGCCUCUUCGCCCAGCUGAACGAGCUCUCCAGACGCCUCGAACGCCCUCUCAAGGACCUCGAUGACAUCAAGAGCGCCAUUGACAUCCUCAGGAAGACUCGUGACUUGGAACUUGAUAUGGAUGAUGCUAUUGAUCCGAUCGAGGAAUCCUUCGGCUUGCUAGUGAAGUACGAACUUGGACUGACCCAAGAAGAGGCCGAGCGAGUCGACAACUUGCGCUUCACUUGGCAGAAGGUUCUCGCUCAGGCUGUCGAAGUCCAGAACCUUCUGUCACGCGUCCAGCCCUACUUCAGGAACGAACUCAUCCACAACGUUGCACAAUUCAAGAAAGAUUGCAACAAGUUCGUCCACGACUAUCGAGCUCAGGGGCCGAUGGUGCCCGGACUGGACCCGCGUGACGCUUCCGACAGACUCAUUAUUUCUCAGAACCGCUUCGAUACCCUGUGGCGGAAGCAUUCCAGCUAUUCCGUGGGCGAGGAGCUGUUCCGUCUUCCUCGCUCAGAGUUCCCCGAAUUGGGACAGAUCCGCAAAGAACUCAACCUCCUCCAGAAGCUCUAUAAACUUUAUAAUGACGUCAUCGAUCGCGUGAGCUCUUAUUAUGACAUCCCUUGGGGCGAAGUCAACAUCGAGGAUAUCAAUAAUGAACUAAUGGAGUUCCAAAACAGAUGCCGAAAACUCCCGAAGGGCCUGAAGGAAUGGCCGGCCUUCAACACCCUCAAGAAGACCAUCGACGACUUCAACGACAUGUGUCCUCUCCUCGAACUCAUGUCCAACAAGGCCAUGAAACCGCGUCAUUGGCAGCGUAUCGCAGAAGUCAUCAGCAGGCCGCUGGAGGUGGACAGCGACAACUUCUGCCUCAGGAACAUCAUGGACACCCCGUUGCUGCAGUUCAAGGAGGAUAUCGAGGACAUUUGCAUAUCCGCCGUGAAAGAGAAGGACAUCGAAGCCAAGCUGAGAAUCGUGACCAACGAGUGGGCCGGACACGACCUCACUUUUUCGACCUUCAAGAACCGAGGGGAGCUGUUGCUGCGCGGGGACACCACGGCCGAGGUCAUCACGCAGCUGGAAGAUUCGCUCAUGAUCCUUGGCUCUCUGCUCUCGAACAGGUACAACGCCCCAUUCCGAAAGCAGAUCCAGAAAUGGGUGAGCGACCUGUCCAACACCAACGAGAUACUGGAGAGGUGGCUCUUCGUCCAGAAUCUGUGGGUGUAUCUCGAGGCCGUGUUUGUGGGCGGAGAUAUCGCCAAACAACUGCCAAAGGAAGCCAAGAGAUUUUACGUAAUUGACAAGAACUGGCAAAAGAUUAUGGCAAGAGCGCAUGACAACCCCAACGUAGUGACGUGUUGCGUGGGAGAUGACAUGCUAAAGCAGUUGUUGCCAUAUCUGCAAGACCAGCUAGAGGUUUGCCAGAAGAGCCUCUCGGGAUAUCUCGAGAAAAAACGGCUGAUGUUCCCGCGCUUUUUCUUCGUCUCGGAUCCCGCGCUGCUCGAGAUCCUCGGUCAGGCUUCGGACUCUCACACCAUCCAGGCGCAUCUUCUCUCCAUCUUCGACAACACGAAGACCGUCCGUUUCCAUGACCAGGAUUACGACCGAAUAGUUGCUAUUUCGUCGUCGGAGGGGGAGGUUGUGCAGCUUGAGAAGUCAAUCCGCGCCGAAGGAAGCGUGGAGCUGUGGCUGAUGAAGCUGCUGCAGAUGUCCCAGCAAUCUGUCCACGGGAUCAUCAGACAAGCCCAUCACGUGAUACAGGACCCGGAUCUAAAUGUCUUACGCUUUCUGGAGCAAUUUCCAGCUCAGGUCGGCAUCCUGGGUUUGCAAAUGAUCUGGACACGUGACUCGGAAAUGGCCCUGACGCAAGCACGAGCCGACCGCCGAGUCAUGCCGGAGAUGAACAACCGUUUCCUCGAUCUGCUCAACCUGCUCAUCAACCAGACGACCCGCGACCUGGAACCUGUGCAGAGGACGAAGUACGAGACACUCAUCACUAUUCACAUCCAUCAGAGGGACAUCUUCGACAGCAUGUGUCGAAACAACGUGCGUUCCGUGAUGGACUUCGAUUGGCUACGUCAGAGUCGCGUGUAUUUCAGGGAGGAUGUUGAUAAAACGAACAUUGUCCUCACUGACGUCACCUUCCUCUAUCAAAACGAGUUCGUGGGUUGUACGGAGCGACUCGUUAUCACCCCUUUGACAGACAGGUGCUACAUUACGCUGGCCCAGGCGCUGAGCAUGAGCAUGGGCGCCUGUCCCACGGGGCCGGCAGGAACGGGCAAGACGGAGACGACCAAGGACAUGGGAAAGACUCUCGGCAAGUAUGUAGUCGUCUUCAACUGCUCGGAUCAGAUGGACUACCGUGGCCUUGGAAGAAUCUAUAAAGGCCUAGCACAGUCGGGGUCAUGGGGUUGCUUCGACGAGUUCAACCGCAUCGCCCUUCCCGUCCUCUCCGUGGCCGCCCAGCAGAUCGCCGUCGUCCACGCCUGCAAGAAGGAGCGUCGGAAAAACUUCACUUUCACUGAUGGUGAUACUAUUAACAUGAAUCCUGAAUUCGGCAUUUUCCUCACCAUGAACCUGGGCUAUCACGGCAGGCAAGAACUCCCGGAGAACCUGAAGAUCCAGUUCCGAAACGUGGCCAUGAUGGUGCCCGACCGACAGAUCAUCAUCCGGGUGAAGCUCGCGUCCUGUGGCUUCCUGGAGAACAUCACCCUUGCGAGGAAGUUCUUCACGCUGUACAAGCUGUGCGAGGAACAGCUGACGAAGCAGGUCCACUAUGACUUCGGCCUGAGGAACAUCCUGUCUGUCCUUCGCACUCUUGGGGCAGCGAAGCGAGCCAAUGCUAAGGACUCCGAAUCUACCAUCGUCAUGAGGGUUCUCAGAGACAUGAAUUUAUCUAAACUUGUUGACGAAGACGAGCCGCUGUUUAUGUCGCUCAUCGAUGACCUGUUUCCGAGCAUGACGCAGGAGAAAGGUUAUUACAACCAGCUCACAACCACCAUCGCGGACCUCGUCUGUGAGCUCGGCUUGGUGAAUCACCCGCCGUGGCAGCUCAAGCUCAUUCAGCUCUACGAGACGCAGCGAGUCCGCCACGGCAUGAUGACGCUGGGUCCGAGCGGCGCCGGAAAGACCUCCUGUAUCCACGUCCUCAUGCGCGCCCUCACCAAGAUGGGCCAGCCGCACAGAGAGCUGCGGAUGAACCCGAAGGCGAUCACGUCGGCGCAGAUGUUCGGGCGACUGGACGUGGCGACGAACGACUGGACGGAUGGCAUCUUCUCGACCCUCUGGAGGAAGACCCUCAAGGCCAAGAAAGGAGAGCACAUCUGGCUGGUCCUCGAUGGCCCCGUCGACGCCAUAUGGAUCGAGAACCUGAAUUCCGUCCUGGAUGACAACAAGACCCUGACGCUGGCCAACGGUGACAGGAUCCCGAUGUCCCCGUGCUGCAAGGUCAUCUUCGAGCCGGCGAAUAUCGACAACGCGUCCCCGUCGACGGUGUCCAGGAAUGGCAUGGUCUACAUGAGUUCCUCCGGCUUGGACUGGGAGCCGCUUCUCCAGGCAUGGCUCCGGACACGCCCUCAUCACGAGCAUUCAGUCGUCACAGACCUGUUCUCGAAUAACUUCCUCAAAAUAUUCACUUGGGCCAAACAGAACCUCCAGCUGUGUCUGCCUGUUCUUCAAGUGAACGUUAUCUCUCAGGCCCUAAGUCUCUUGGAGGGCCAACUCCCCGACGUGGAAGAUCCGCUGGACGACCCCAUCCUCCGCCGCCGCCGCAGCAGUCGCCGCCGCUCCUCCGCCUGGGCUAGAAACACAGGCAUGGAGACCCCAGAGGACACUUCCAAUAGCUUCUCUCCCGUAGAGACUCCUCGGUCGCCUUUCUUCGACGACGAACCCCAAUCGACGACGAGGGUGCUAGAGGGUCUCCUGCCCGACGAGGAACAGGCGCAGAGCCACCACCGUCGAGACCCAGAUUCCGAAACCGAGGAAAUUCAGACUGAACAAGCGCCCAUUGAGGAGCACAUUCAACGGCUGUUUGUGUUCUCAAUCAUGUGGAGCAUUGGAGCAUUUAUGGAGUUGCCGGAUCGUGCCAAACUUGAGCAAUAUAUUCGCAAGGAGCAUCUGAGCCUGGACCUACCUGAAGGGAGAGGCCCUUCGGAUUCUAUUUUUAACUACAGAGUUGAUGAAAAUGGUUGGUGGCAGCACUGGGAAACUCGGGUCAGUGAGUACGUCUACCCCGACACUGGCACUCCCGAUUACACUUCGAUUCUCGUGCCUAAUGUCGACAACGUUAGGAUGGACUUCCUUAUACAUGUCGUGGCUCAGCAAGGAAAGGGCGUGUUAGUGAUCGGCGAGCCAGGUUCCGCCAAGACCGUCACCCUCAACGCCUUCAUGAAGAAAUACAAUCCCGAGGACCACCUUUGCCGCAACUUCAACUUCUCCUCGGCCUCCACACCUCUCUAUUUCCAGAGGACGAUCGAAAGCUACAUUGACAAGCGAAUGGGAAGCACCUACGGACCGCCAGCUGGCAAGAAAAUGACAGUAUUAAUUGAUGAUCUGAACAUGCCUCAUAUCAACAGCUGGGGAGACCAGCCGACCAAUGAGAUCGUGCGCCAGACCAUGGAGAUGGGCGGGUUCUACAGCCUUGAGAAACCGGGGGAUUUUAUUCACAUUGUGGACUUGCAGUUUUUGGCAGCUAUGGGACACCCAGGCGGCGGCAGAAACGACAUCCCCCCCCGCCUGAAACGCCACUUCUGCAUCUUCAACUCCACUAUUCCGUCGGAGUCAUCCAUCGACAAGAUCUUCGGAGUCAUCGCCCGGGGACACUUCAGCGCCAAGAGGGGCUUCAACCAGGAGAUCCGAGACAUGCUGGAGAAGGUCAUACCGCUCACGAGGAAGCUGUGGGCGCAUACGAAGAGUAAGCUUCUUCCAACGCCAGCCAAGUUCCAUUACGUUUUCAACCUCCGUGAUUUGUCGCGCAUCUGGCAGGGGAUGAUCGGUGCCACGUCCAACGUAAUAAGCACCAGUGACACUCUUUUGGCUCUCUGGCGCCACGAGUGCUGCAGGGUGAUAGCAGACCGCUUCACGACGCCCAAGGACGUGCGUUGGUUCGAGGACGCGAUGGUGGCGCUGGCGAAGCAGGAACUGGGACCGAGCCUGACCAAGAAGAUUGCUCAGACGCAUUACUUCGUCGAUUUCCUGAGAGACGCCCCAGAACCCACGGGCGACGAAGGGGAAGACCUGGACAUGGAGAUGCCGAAGGUUUACGAGCCCAUCCCGUCCUUCACCGCCCUCGAGCAGCGCCUCCAGAUGUUCCUGUCGCAGUACAACGAGAUCAUUCGCGGCGCUGGCAUGGACCUCGUGUUCUUCAAGGACGCUAUGAUCCACCUGACGAAGAUUUCCCGCAUCAUCCGAAACCCGGGAGGCAACGCUCUCCUUGUCGGCGUCGGAGGCUCGGGCAAGCAGUCACUCACGAAAUUGGCUUCUUUUAUCGCCGGCUAUAAAACUUUCCAAAUUACUCUCACAAGGUCUUACAAUACAACGAAUCUCCUGGAAGACUUAAAAGUUUUGUUCAGGACGUGUGGCAUCCAAGGCAAAGGCACCACUUUCAUUUUCACUGACCAGGAUGUGAAGGAAGAAGGCUUUUUGGAGUAUCUGAACAACGUCCUUUCGUCGGGCAUGGUGAGCAACCUGUUCAACCGCGACGAGCAGGACGAGAUCGUGAGCGAGCUGAUCCCCGUCAUGAAGAGGGAGCACCCACGCCGCCCACCCACGCCCGAGAACGUCAUGGAUUUCUUCAUCACGCGGACGAGGCAGAACCUACACGUUGUCUUGUGCUUUUCUCCGGUCGGAGAGAAAUUCCGGACCCGCGCGCUCAAGUUCCCAGGCCUGAUCAGCGGCUGCACCAUCGACUGGUUCCAGCCGUGGCCGAAGGAGGCGCUGGUGGCGGUGGCAUCGCACUUCCUCGAGGACUACGAGAUCAUCUGCUCGGACGACACGAAGAGCAGUCUGGUCAAGAGCAUGGGCUCCAUCCAUGACAACGUGGCGCAGCUGUGCUCGGAUUACUUUCUGAGAUACCGCCGCGCAGCUCACGUCACCCCGAAGUCCUUCCUGUCCUUCAUCAGCAUCUACAAGAAAAUCUACAACGAAAAACGCGAAGACAUCGGGGACUCCGCGGCAAGGAUGACCUCCGGCUUGGACAAACUGCACGAGGCCUCCCAGGCGGUGCAGAGACUCAGGGAGGAGCUUUUCGUGAUGGAGGAGGAGCUAGCCGUGGCCUCGGAGAAGGCUGAGAAGAUCUUGGUCGAGGUGACGAGGCGCGCGCGGGAGGCCGAGACCAUCAAGACCGAGGUGGAGAAAGUGCGAGACAAGGCCCAGGCGCUCGUCGACGACAUCGCCAAGGACAAAUCCAUCGCCGAGGAGAAGCUGGAGGCUGCGAGGCCGGCGCUGGAGGAGGCCGAGGCGGCGCUCAACACCAUCAAGCCGGCGCAUAUCGCCACAAUCCGCAAACUAGGUCGACCUCCUCACCUCAUCAUGCGAAUCAUGGACUGCGUGUUGCUCCUGUUCCAGCGCCGACUGCAGCCUGUCAAAGCCGACCCCGUGGCUGCCUGCCCCAAGCCCUCUUGGCCCGAUAGUCUCAAGAUGAUGGCCAGCACGACGUUCCUGCUGUCGCUGCAAAACUUCCCGAAGGACACCAUCAACGACGAGGUGGUGGAGCUGCUGGAGCCCUACUUCGACAUGGAGGACUACGACAUGGAGACGGCGAAGAGGGUGUGCGGCGACGUGGCGGGGCUCCUGUCGUGGACGCGCGCCAUGGCCUUCUUCUUCGGGGUCAAUAAGGAGGUCCUGCCGCUAAAGUCCAACCUCGCCCUGCAAGAAGCCCGGCUGCGCGUGGCCAUGGCCGACCUGGAGCGCGCGCAGGCCGAACUGGACGAGAAGGAACGCGAACUGGACGUCGUGCGCGGCCAGUACCAAGUGGCUCUGGCCGAGAAACAGAAGCUGAUCGAUGCCGCUGACGUCUGCAGGAGGAAGAUGCAGGCAGCGGCCACCCUCAUCAACGGCCUGGCUGGGGAGAAAGUUCGCUGGACGGAACAGAGUAAAGCUUUUCGGGAACAGCUGGGCCGCCUGGUGGGCGACGUCCUGGUGACCACGGCCUUCCUCUCGUACGCCGGGCCCUUCAACCAGGAGUACAGAACCAGGAUGACGACCAGCUGGCGGGAAAUGCUCGACACCAGGAAAAUACCUUACACCGCCGCUCUGGAUAUUACAACGUGGCUUGUUGAUAAUGCGACUGUAUCUGAGUGGAACCUGCAAGGCCUCCCUAACGAUGAACUGAGCAUCCAGAACGGCAUCAUAGUGAGCAAGGCUUCCUGCUACCCUCUGCUCAUAGAUCCUCAAGGACAGGGCAAAAUCUGGAUCAAAAAUCGGGAAUCUUCUAAUGAGUUACAGAUUUCUUCGCUGAACCACAAGUACUUCCGCACGCACCUCGAGGACUCCCUGUCUCUCGGGCGUCCGCUGCUGAUCGAGGACGUCGCCGAGGAACUGGACCCCGUCUUGGACAACCUCCUCGAGAGAAACUUCAUCAAGUCAGGGUCGAUAUUGAAGGUUCUCGUCGGCGACAAGGAGUGCGACGUGAUGCCCGGCUUCAUGCUCUACAUCACGACGAAGCUGCCCAACCCCGCCUAUACCCCGGAGAUCUCGGCGAAGACAUCGAUUAUUGACUUCACGGUCACGGUGCACGGCUUGGAAGACCAGUUGUUGGGCCGAGUGAUUCGCACGGAGAAGAGCGACCUGGAGAGCGAGCGCGUGGCUUUGAUCGAGGAGGUAAUGGAGAACAAGAGGAGGAUGAAGGAGCUCGAGGAUAACCUUCUGUAUCGUCUUACUUCGGUCAAGGGAUCCUUGGUGGAUGACGAAGACCUGAUCAUGGUGUUGCAAGACACGAAGUCAACCGCGCAGGACGUGAGCACCAAGUUGCAAAUUGCAUCGGAGACGGAGAGGAAGAUCAACGGCGCUCGGGAGGAGUAUCGUCCUGUGGCAACACGCGGCUCGAUCCUCUAUUUCCUCAUCACCGACAUGGCGGCGGUCAACUGCAUGUACCAGACCUCCCUCAGGCAGUUCCUGGUGCUCUUCGAUAUGUCCAUGACGAAAUCAGACCGCAGCAACACGUCCAAAGGCCGGAUCAACAACAUCAUCAAAUACCUGACGUUGCAAGUGUGGCGGAAUGCCUGUCGGGGCUUCUACGAGAGGCAUAAGUUUCUUUUCACGCUCCUCCUGGCGAUGAAAAUUGAUCUGCAGUCGGGUCACAUCGGGCAUCAUGAGUUUAUGAAGUUUAUUAAGGGCGGAGCUUCCCUGGACCUGAAGGCAGUGCAGCCCAAGCCCUUCCGCUGGAUCCUCGACAUCACGUGGCUCAACCUGGUCGAACUCAGCAAGCUCCCUCAGUUCGUCAACAUCCUCGGCCAGAUAACGGAGAGCGAGCGAGAUUGGAGACAGUGGUUCGAGAAGGAAAAACCCGAGGAGGAGGAGCUGCCUUGUGGGUACUCGCGGUCCCUCGACAUGUUUCGGCAGCUGCUUCUGCUUCGCUCCUGGUGUCCGGAUCGCACGCUGUCUCAGGCCCGCAGAUACAUCCGAAGUUCUCUCGGGGAACAGUUCGCCGACAGUGUUAUCCUGGACCUCGAAUCCACGUGGGAGGAAUCGGACAACCGAAUCCCGUUAGUGUGCUUCCUGUCUCAGGGUUCGGAUCCGUCUGUUCAGAUCGAGACUUUGGCGAAGGCGAAGGAAAUGGAAAUCCGGUCGAUCUCCAUGGGCCAAGGGCAGGAAGCGCACGCUCGCAGGUUGCUGACGGAGGCCAUGACAACCGGGAAGUGGCUCCUGCUGCAGAACUGCCACCUCAGCCUCGACUUCUGCCAGGAAAUGCUCGACACGGUCACCGAGUCGGAGAGCAUCCACAAGACGUUCCGGUUAUGGAUCACCACAGAGUUCCAUCAAUCGUUCCCCAUCGGGUUACUGCAGAUUUCCAUCAAGUUCACCAACGAACCUCCUCAGGGCAUCCGGGCCAGUCUCAAGAGAACGUAUGGAGAUGUCUCACAGGAUCUGCUAGACUACUCCAACGCCCACCAGUGGCCGCGACUCCUCUACGCCACCGCCUUCCUCCACACGGUCGUCCAGGAGCGAAGGAAGUACGGCGCCCUCGGCUGGAACAUUCCCUACGAGUUCAACCAGGCGGACUUCCAAGCCUCCGUGCAGUUCAUCCAGAACCACCUGGAUGAUAUGGACCCGAAGAAGGGCGUGUCUUGGGUUACCCUAUGUUACAUGCUUGGAGAAAUUCAAUAUGGCGGUCGAGUCACGGAGGACUUCGACAAGAGAUUGUUACUCACCUUCCUCCAUGUCUGGUUUAACGAGCGACUUCUGACUUCUGAAUUUAAGUUCUACCAGGGUUACGGUCUGCCUUCGUGCAAAUGCCAAGCGGAGUACCUGGAAUUCAUUAACCUGCUUCCGACCACCGAUUCUCCGGAAGUCUUCGGUCUCCAUCCCAACGCUGACAUUACGUACCAGAUCAACACCGCCAAGAGCAUUUUGGACACCAUCCUAAGCAUGCAGCCGAAGGAGGGGGGCCAGAGAGGGGGUGAGACGAGAGAGGCUGUGGUUUCGAAACUCGCCAACGACAUGAUUGCCAAGCUGCCCAGAGACUACAUUCAACAUGAGAUUCGCGAAGCCCUGCAACGGAUGGGAGCCAUAUUGCCAAUGAACAUCUUUUUACGCCAAGAACUCGACCGGAUGUUGAAGGUCCUGAAGGUCGUGCGACAAACGCUGAACGACCUCCUCCUGGCCAUCGAAGGAACCAUCAUCAUGAGUCCGUCCUUGAAGGAGAUGCUCGAUGCCAUGUACGACGCGAGGAUCCCAGACAAGUGGCGGAAGGUGUCGUGGGAAUCCAGCACCCUUGGCUUCUGGUUCACGGAGCUUCUGGAGAGAGACCUUCAGUUCCGUCGCUGGUACGUCCACGGGCGGCCGAAGGCUUUCUGGAUCACUGGCUUCUUCAACCCGCAAGGCUUCCUGACCGCCAUGAGACAGGAGGUGACGCGCCAACACAAGGGGUGGUCGCUGGACUGCGUCAUUCUGCAGAAUCUCGUGACACGUUUUAACCGCGAGGACAUACACGAGCCACCUCCCGAAGGCGUGUAUGUCUACGGCCUGUUCUUGGAGGGUGCGUCUUGGGACCGAAAACAAGGGAAGCUUAUGGAAUCAAGAGCGAAGGUACUCUAUGAACCAAUGCCAGUGAUCUACUUAUACGCCGUAAAUACCACGAGCGGAAAGGAUCCGAAUCUUUAUGAAUGCCCCAUAUACAGGAAGCCACAACGCACUGAUGCCACUUACAUAGGAUCAAUAGACUUGGAGACCGUGGACUUCCCUCCGUCUCACUGGACUCUUAGAGGCGUCGCGUUGCUCUGUGAUAUCAAAUAAAGACCUUUUUUUAUAAACAUGUUCGUUGCUUAUUAUAUCCGUCCAUCUGAUUGAAAAUAAUAAUUGUGAGUUGAAUUGAUAUGUGUGUAAUUCUGAAUUGGUUGUUGUUUUCUAAGAAUAGAAUCGUAAAGAAUGUAUUUAAACGUCUUAAUAUCAUGAGUAUUUAAUUUCAUCGUAGGUAUUGAACUUACCUAAUUUUAUUCAUAUUCCAUUAGAUAUCAAUGUACUUAAUUUAUUUCAAUAGGCUUCUUAUAAUAUGGAAUGAUAUCAAAUUUUCUAUCAAAGUAGAUAUCGGACAUUAUAGAUUGCGUGUCAAUUCUGCUAAAUACUUAAUGAUAAUUUUGUGUCACGCGUUCGAGUGAAUUAUCUAUUUGAGCAGAUAGAUAAAGUAUCCUGUAACGUCACGACUACAUCCGGCUAUUAAGAGGAAAAUUGACUGAAUUCCAGGAAAACUGCAGCCUUCGGAAUGUCACUUAAAUCAAAUUAAAAUAAGCACUGCCUGUCAGCUCCAGAGUAAAUUAUUUGCUCGUGGUUUGGCAAUAGUAUUGACCGU